AUGCCCAAGAUCGAGAUAUCCUUCAUGCUCACCUCACCGGUAGAGUGCCGCAAUGAUAUCUGGGAGCAAAGGCGUGCUCAAGACCCGACGCUGGAGCUGGAGGAUCCCCUCAUCGCCAUUCCUCCAGGGACGUUCUUCCCGCUUUUCUCGUCCUACAUAUACAGGCUAUGCAAUAGCUUUGCCACCAUAGAGUAUACCGAUGGCGUGGUCUAUCUGGAGCUUCGCACCACACCAAAAGCUGUACCAGAGCGCAAUAUCACGAAGGGAGACUACAUCAAGACAAUCCUCAGCCUAAUCAAAACGCACAACGAGCCAGAGAGCAGUAGCAUGCAAGCACACCUCAUCUCUAUAGAUCGGCGGAACACCUCGGCCGAAGCCGAGGAGGUCGUCAACUUAGCUCCUAAAUAUCGCUCUGACGGAGUAAUUGGCAUCGACCUAUCGAAGGCUGCCGGAUUGAAAAUGACGUUACAUUUUGCGGAGACUCAAGUCUCAGCUACUGACCAGGAGCUGCGUGCGCUACUUUCCUGGCAGCCGGACAGGCUCGUCCACGUGAUUCAUGCACAGGAUGAAUCUCAGGAAGUCAUUAAGAAGCGUAACAUCGGCCUCGACUUGUGCCUGAGUUGUAACGCUCACGCUGAGCUGAUAACCGGGGGCUACCCAAACCAUCACUUCGGUAUGUGGAGGCACAGCGAUGUUCCAGUGGUCUUAUGCACCGAUGACGUCGGCGUCUUCUCCAGUCCUCUGUCUUACCAGUACUCCCUUGCUGCUACACAUUUUGGUUUUGACCGGAAGCAGCUCAAAGAACUUUGUGAACGCGCGAUCGACUCUAUCUUCGCCGGGCCAGACUAACGUAUACGGCUGAGAAGAAUCUACUCGGAGUUUACCGGAUGGGUGAAUUGAUGUUUGAGAGGACCGGAUUCUGUACAACAUUCGAGUUCAGUUGGAUCAGACUAGAGGCACCUUUGCUGAUCAACUCUAGAAAUAGCAUCCGCCAACACUGUCCGCCAACGACUCCGCACCGAGUCUGUAUUCAAAUCAG
Molecule: messenger RNA, 1039 nt
Organism: Lindgomyces ingoldianus
Lineage: Eukaryota; Fungi; Ascomycota; Dothideomycetes; Pleosporales; Lindgomycetaceae
Product: Metallo-dependent hydrolase
Exons: 6
Coding region: 1-849 (282 amino acids)
Biological process (GO): adenosine catabolic process; inosine biosynthetic process
Molecular function (GO): adenosine deaminase activity
Source: RefSeq, a predicted model, not a curated record